CCGGACGGGGUCGAGAAGCUCUGCGCUGACAUGGGCGUCGACCCGAGCGAUGUGACGCUGCUGGUCCUCGCGUGGGCGAUGGGCGCGAGCAAAAUGGGCUACCUGACGCACCAGGAGUGGGAAACGGGCGCCGGGCGGCUCGGCGGCGCCUCCUCUGCCGCGGAGCUGCAGAAAGAGCUGCAGGCGCUCUUCCAGGCGCUCCUCGGCGACAUCGAGCGCUUCCGCGACCUGCACUCCUUCACGCACCGCUUCUGCCGCGAGGAUCCGCGGCGGAAGAACAUCGACGUGAACUCCGCCGUCGUCAUGCUCGGCCUGCUCUUCAAGCCGACCUGGCCCGCGCACGCGUCCUCCCUGUGUGAGUACUUCUCGGGCCACAAACAGCUGGCGCAGCGAGGCGUCUCGCACGACGAGUGGAUGAUGGCGCUGCAAUUUUGCCGCGAGAUUCUCCCCGACUGCUCUAACUUUCAGGAUGAUGGCGCGUGGCCGGUGCUGCUAGACGACUACGUCGAGUGGAGGCGCGCCAAGGACGGCAACGCGUGACUCAGGGGCCGAGAGCCAUCGGCUGCACCAGCGCAGGCGCCUGCUCCGAAUUACACCUGUCGUGUCCGCAAGUCUCCGCUUGGGCUUCGGCAGAGAGCAGGGUGGCCGUUGCUGGUCCGGCGGCACUGCUGCUGCGACUGUCGUGCUAGCUGCUAUACCAGAAGAGAGAAUGGGCCCAGAGAAGAGUGAGAAGACAGUAGAAGGAGAUGAAGCACACACACAAGGCACAAAACACGUGCUCCGCGCGUCUCCGUGCGCGCGUUGUGGUCGAGACAAUAAAAUGGGUUAAAAACA
This is a messenger RNA of Emiliania huxleyi CCMP1516, 834 nucleotides long. RefSeq lists its product as hypothetical. Lineage: Eukaryota; Haptophyta; Isochrysidales; Noelaerhabdaceae. The transcript has 3 exons. The coding region runs from base 31 to 540 and encodes 169 amino acids. Gene Ontology annotation, biological process: positive regulation of ubiquitin-protein transferase activity; protein neddylation. The record is from RefSeq and is a predicted model, not a curated record. Gene Ontology annotation, cellular component: ubiquitin ligase complex. Gene Ontology annotation, molecular function: ubiquitin-like protein binding; ubiquitin conjugating enzyme binding; cullin family protein binding.